AUGAAGAUUAGUCUGGCCUACACUUUGGCACGCUCUGUGUGGCAGUAUUACAACUCGGAUUGGAUGGGAUCCGGAUGGACAUCUAACACGAUCCACUUCAUGUUGGAGACAUUCAGUACUUCAAAUCACUCUUACAUUGACGUCAGCAAGCCAUGCUUCACGGUCCAGUUUCAAACUGCUACAGGCAUAAUACCAGAGUACGAUGGCUCGAAGGGUGUCGUUCAUCCACAUCCGCGUGUGGUAGCCCUUGGCAUGCUGUUAGUCCAUGUUGCAAACACAUCGUAUGACGAAGACACUGCCGCAGUCCUGGAAACGCAUGCGUGUGAAGCGAACAAAAGAUACGCAAAGGGGCGGAGAGCCUUAAGGGAUCAGAAUUGGCCAGAUUUUGGCAUCGCUGAUGCAGCACGACAACGUCUCCGGACCGAUUACAAGACAGCGACAGAGAGCUGUUUUGAUCGCAUGAUCUUUCGGGACAUCCAGAGCUCUCAAAGCGGGGCUGACCAAGUAGAGGAGCAUCGUAGGAUUCUCUAUGAAAGAGUUGUCUGUCCACUCGAGGAGAUCAUCGGAGACAUGGGGUGGAUGCACUCGCUGGACAAGAUUGACGUAAUUAAGUUCGGGAAAAUGACCAACCGCGACGAAGAAUCAUAUCACCAGCCAAAGUCAGCUCUGCUUAGUUAUAACAUAUCACGGGCCGCGGUACUAGAGAACGGUAGCGUGAUCGAGAGCGUGCAGCAGCCCCGACAUAGAAUCAGUCCACCUUGUUCCAACGCAGCGUUUUUCGAUGAUGAUUUGCCACCUGACGGUCAUACCAGUAAACUGUGA
Alternaria arborescens is the source of this 822-nucleotide messenger RNA. RefSeq lists its product as hypothetical. The record is from RefSeq and is a predicted model, not a curated record. The transcript has a single exon. Bases 1 to 822 code for a protein of 273 amino acids. Lineage: Eukaryota; Fungi; Ascomycota; Dothideomycetes; Pleosporales; Pleosporaceae.